AUGACCUCUGUCAUUGGUGACACAAGAACUCUCUCCUAUUUACCUCCUACAUUACGUCUGUCGAAUCGUGGGAAUGGCCAGCAGUCGAGUCAUGCAUCAAGGGCUCCACCACCCACCCCUGUCAAGCCCCAAAGCACUUUCAAGUCCAUCAGGAAACGAAUUCCAUAUGCCCCUCCUUUUGGCACAAAGACCGACCCCACAUCUGAAUCCUCAGACAAACUGAUAAAAACUGACAGGGCUGCUCUCCUCAAUCAUGACCAGUGCAAGCAAGCAACAGCCAAGACCAAAGAACUUUUGCAGGUGCACAGCAUGGAUCCUCAGCAGGAUGCCAUCAACCGCAUCCUUACAGGAGUUGAAUCAAUCCAAACCCUAACAAGGGAGACCGUGGAGGCUCUACAAAACACGAUUGUUGGAAGGGUCGCAAUUAACAAGUUCAAGAUGCCUAAGGUGCAACAAGAGGAAUUUACAAUCUGGAGUAAUAAGCACGACCUAUGCGGCAUUGAAUAUGACGCCCACCUUGAAAGCAUUAUCAUCAAGGCGCGACAAGGCCCUGUGCAUGGAGAGACAAUUGAUGCCAUUCGUGAUUGGUUUAGAAAGAUAAUAGGCAAGGUUCACCAAGAAGAUGGCGUGAAUCUAAAGACCUAUCAGCACAAAACUUUCUGUCUUACCAGCGGGAAAUAUCGAGGCAGUCUCAAGGCUCCCGACAGUUCUAUCGAGGACGAUGAAUCCUUUCUUCCCUUGAUAGUUCUUGAAGUUGCUUUCUCAACCACCAGGAAAGACCUGCUCGAAGAUGCAAAGGCCUGGUUAUAUGGAACUGACAACAUCACUGAGCUGGUUAUCGCAAUUGAUAUUAAGGAGCAAGGUGGUAAAAACAACAACGACACUGACAACAAAGAAGACUCGUUUUGGGCUUAUCAGACUCAGAGAUUCUUCAACGUUUCGCGACUGAUGAUGCCCUCGCCGCCCAUAUUGUCAGAUGGGACCAGGAUCAUGGAAACUGGCCAGGGCACUCAGUCCCUGAGCAAAAACUUCCGUCUGAAAUUUUGCGAGCUUGAAGAUAAGCUGCCUCUGGAAGCACUAGAGCGUCAACUGAGAGAUUCUCUUAAAAAUUAUCGAAAAGACAGAGCUUUAAUUCAGGCAUGCAAAAGGCGCAAGGCUCUGGAGGAAGAGGCAGAGGUAAGGAGAAAGCAAAAGGAAGACCGAAAGCGAAAACAACAGGACCAUCAAGAAUCUGCUCAAACAGUGCGGGCUGAAAAAGCAGAAAAACGGCAGAAGAGAGAAGAAGAAGAAGAAGAUCUGAUUGCUCAAAAAGGAAGGAGAGGGCAAAAAAUGGGAAAAUUUUAUUGA
Rasamsonia emersonii CBS 393.64 is the source of this 1347-nucleotide messenger RNA. RefSeq lists its product as uncharacterized. NCBI's taxonomy places the organism in Eukaryota, Fungi, Ascomycota, Eurotiomycetes, Eurotiales, Trichocomaceae. The record is from RefSeq and is a predicted model, not a curated record. The transcript has 4 exons. The coding region runs from base 1 to 1347 and encodes 448 amino acids.